This is a messenger RNA of Prunus armeniaca (apricot), 2502 nucleotides long. NCBI's taxonomy places the organism in Eukaryota, Viridiplantae, Streptophyta, Magnoliopsida, Rosales, Rosaceae. The record is from the annotation of a GenBank genome assembly.
AUGGGAUCUAACGUGGAGCUGGUAUGGCCAGAGUCAGAGGCAUAUUCGUCACGGGUGAACAACUGCUCACAUGCAAAUUCAUCCCUAGCUGCAAUUCGAGUGAAGUUGAGUGUCGAACAAUUAGAACAAUUCAAAACAUCAUGCUUUGGCCAUCUUAUGAAUAUAGAUAAGAUUCAGUUUAGCGGGCAGAUUGUGCAUGGGGUUGUGUUGCGUAGAGUAGCAGGGCAGGGUGUGAAAGACUUGGAUGGACUGAGUUUCUUAAUAGGGUGCGACGUUGCUCAGUUCACUCAUCAGGAUUUCUGUUUGAUCACAGGGCUUUGUUUUGGGGAAGUGCCUGAAGUUUCCAGUGGAGAAAGUGAUGAAAUUAGACUUCAGAAAAGAUAUUUUAUAGACGAAGGAAUUACAUGUAAUGCUUUAGAAGAAGCAUUUCUGAGGUGCACAGAGGAAGAUGACAUCUACAAGCUAGCUCUUUUUUACUUUGAUGAGUUAGUGGUUUUGGGAAGGGACAAGCAUUUGAACAUCAAUCUAAAUUACCUGACCCUUGUAGAGGACUUGGAUGCGUUCAAUAGGUAUCCAUGGGGUUCGGUGUCCUUUGACAAAACCCAAGACAAGGGAAGAGGGAAGGGGAAAAGUAAGGUAACGGGAACAAGCCAGAGAAAUGAGAAGGGCAAGAAGGAUAAGCAUGGUGAAGUGCAAAGGGGUGGCUGGAGUUUUAAAGGUUUCACGUAUGCUUUCCAGAUUUGGGUAUAUGAAUUAAUUCCUAGAAUGGUGGACCUGAAUUACUGCAAGAUUGUUGAUCUGACAGCUCUCCCGCGUAUUUUGCGAUGGAGAACUACUACGUCUGUUCCCGAGAUGAGAAAGUUGAACAAUUAUUUUUUCCAGAGCAAAGAGGAAAUGAGACAACCAUAUUGGAGUUGGCCACAGGAUUGCCCUGCUGUCGUCUCGGCAGAGUCAAUUCCUUCUUCAUGUGCUGACCUUGAUGAGUUGAACAAGGUGGUAAGCUUGUUGAGGUCCGAGUUGUUUCAAGUAAAGCGGGAAAAGGAUGUCCUUGAGUUAAUGGGAAGUGAGGAAAUGGAUGACAUUCGAUGGGAUGAAGGGCCAAGUAACAGAUUUGAGGGAGAGGAAAAGGAAGAGGAGGGGAUUGAAGGGGGUGAAGGGCCAAGUAACAGAAAUGAGGGAGAGGAAAAGGAAGAGGAGGGGAUUGAAGGAGGUGAAGUGCAAAGAAAACCAAGUGAGGUAGAGGAAGCUCAAAGGAAAAGAAGUGAGGGAGAGCAAGUGAAAAUAAAAAGCAGCAAGGGAGAGGAAGCGCAAAGAAAGAGCAGUGAGGGAGAGGAAGUGAAAAGAAAAAGCAGUGAGGGAGAGGAAUUGCAAAGAAAAAACAAUGAGGGAGAGGAACCGCAAAGAAAAAGAAGGGAGGGCAAGGAAGUGAAAAGACAAAGAAGUGAGGAAAAGGAAGUGCAAAGUAACCAAUGUGAGAAAGAGGAUGAUGAAGUUAUGUUGCUUGGCGAUGACAUUGGUGAGAGCACGGAGGGGAGUAAAGCUGUGGAACAAGGGGUCCAAUUACAGAAGAGGAAGAGGAUCAUUCAUAUUUGGAAGAUCAUUGAACCUAGUGAAUUGGUUCAAAAAAAUCUGCCAGAGACAACCCGACUUCUGAUGUUAGACCCAAUGAAGGAGAUUCCGCAUGAUGAUAUGGUGAAAUUGCUGAAACUUUGUUGGGAAUGGCGCCAUAACCCAAAUUUGGUGAUGCAAUUUGGCAAUGUGGAAGCUGAGAUUGAAGUCUUCGCUUCCCUAGUCAAAGCUGACGGUUGGCUGAAAGGAGAUCACAUUGAUUUGGGGUUGUAUCUCAUCCGGAAGCGACAACAAGAGUUGGAGGAAGUAGAAAUAUCGGACUGGACAACGACCGAUGUAUUUUUUAUGAAUCAUAUCCAUACUUGCUUUGCGGAUAAUAAAAGAAGAAAAGAGCAGGUUGGGUGGAAAAUUAGAAACAGUUUACUGAACGUUGUAAAUGGCAAGGUUCCGACGUGUGGGAUGGAUUGGCAGAACGCGUAUAAGGUGUAUGCGCCUUGUAUGUUGACGAAGUACAAGCAUUGGGUGGUUGUAAUGAUUGAUCUGGUUAACUGUGAAAUCAAAGUGUACAAUUCAAUAGUUUCACGUAUUCCAGAUGAGAUCUUAAAGGAAGAACUCGCCCCGCUUUCAAUUACGAUUCCAAAUCUUCUCAACACCAUCGACUUUUAUGAAGAAGGUGUUUACGCAAACGAUUGCAGCCAAAAUUGGUGGUGUCCGUGGCCAAUAGAACGUGUGGAUGUUCCUCAACAGUCUAAUCAAGGCGAUUGUGGCAUGUUUGUGUUGAAGUACAUUAAGCUAUUGAGCGCUGAGAUUCCAUUAGCUACUUGCACCUCGCAGAACAUGCCUUUUUUUUCGGUUGAAGUUGGCUGCAGAGAUAUUACGGGGAGAUGCUUACAUGGCAUGAUAUUGGUUGAACUUGGUUUAGGUACCCGAUGA